Messenger RNA from Phaethon lepturus (White-tailed tropicbird), 1859 nucleotides. RefSeq names its product WAS protein homolog associated with actin, golgi membranes and microtubules (gene WHAMM). Lineage: Eukaryota; Metazoa; Chordata; Aves; Phaethontiformes; Phaethontidae. Gene Ontology annotation, cellular component: endoplasmic reticulum-Golgi intermediate compartment membrane; cytoplasm. Bases 25 to 1782 code for a protein of 585 amino acids. Gene Ontology annotation, biological process: endoplasmic reticulum to Golgi vesicle-mediated transport; Arp2/3 complex-mediated actin nucleation. Gene Ontology annotation, molecular function: actin binding; Arp2/3 complex binding. The record is from RefSeq and is a predicted model, not a curated record. The transcript is spliced from 9 exons.
CAGCAGCAUAAAAAUGCUGACACAAUGGUGGCUUUGAUGAAGGUUUAUGAAGAAGAAGAUGAAGCUUAUCAGGAUUUGGUCACCAUGGCAACACAAUUCUACCAGUAUUUACUGCAGCCCUUUAGAGAUAUGCGAGAACUGGCAACGCUUUACAAACUGGAAAUCCUGAAAUCUUUGCAGUAUGACAAUUUGGGGCCUAAAAGAGUAGCAGCUUUGCAGAAAGAUGCUGAAGAAUGGACUAAGCGAGCUGAGAAUGCUGUGUGCUCCAUUCAGGAUAUCACUGUGAACUACUUCAAGGAAACUGUAAAGGCUCUGGCGGCAAUGCACAAACAAAUGGAACAAGAUCAGGAAAGAUUUGGUAAAGCCACCUGGGCAUCAGCUUUGCCACGACUAGAAAACCUGAAAUGUGUGUUAGCUAAAGAAACCCUUCAGCAUCUGAGGGCAAGAGAGUUGUGCCUGAAACAGAAGAGAGCUGGCAUUCAGAAAAACAUGGAGAACCUCAGUGAACAAGAAGACAGCCUAAGUGUAGUGGAGGAGCUGGAAAUACAGUACUAUGAAACGCAGCUGGAAUUAUAUAAUAUACAGCUUGAAGUACUGAAACAUGAAGAGAUGCUGCUUAUUGUACAAUUGGAUACUUUAAGGAGACAGAUUAAAGAGAAACAGGAUGAAGUUGUUUACUAUGAUACAUGUGAAAAUCCUGAGGAGCUCAAGGUCAUUGAACAGACAAUGGGACAACAUUACGCUAACUUGUCAGAAAUGACGAUGCUGAGGCAGAAGACUAAGCAGUUGGAGACAAAGCGUGGGACUAUCUGUGCGAGGAGAGCCUACCUCAGGAACAAAAAAGAUCAAUGUGAAGCAAGCCAUCGGCAGAGACUGCAACAGGCAGAAGAGAGCAAAAAACGCUUCCAGCAGCAUCACAGCAUACAGAUAAAGAGAGACAAGCAAAAAGAGGAGGAGAAAAAGAAAAAAGCUUGGAUAAGCCAGGAACGUCAGAAAACACUGGAGAGGCUGAAAACAUUCAGGGAGAAGUGUCCAACUCAUGUUGUUCUGAAAACAUCUCGUCCCCAGCCUCUCAGUCCCAAGUUGCCACGAAGCGUCACUCAGCAGGUUGCGGUACUGUCCCCUCCACCUUCGUCAAGAGCAAGGGCAGCUCCAGAGCAGCCAAAGAGUAUACUGCUAGUAGAAGCCAAAGAAUCAAAAGCCUCACAUCAGAACACCCCAGCAGAUAUCCCUGUCCAGACUCUUGUUACUGAUGGUGCUGCAGAACAACAAAAGCACAGCGAGGGAUUGAUGGUCUCUCCAUCUUCACCACCACUUCCUCCGCCCCCUCCUCCUUUGCCCCCUCCUCCCCCACCUUCCCCCUUACCUCUCCACUUAAAGACACCGUCAGCAACAGAGGAUAAGCCACUUCCCUUGAGCUCCAAUAGCCCCACAGAAAGCCCUGCGUUGCACAAACAGGAUGACUCAUCCAGGAGGUCUAUAAAUAAUUACAUAGGUUCCAUGGAUGAGGUUUUGGCUUCUCUAAAACGCAGUGAAGUUCAUCUUCGCAAAGUGGAACAGCAAAAUCCAUAUGCCUCUGUAAAAGACAACAUUCUCUCUGCCAUAAGACAAGGAGUUAAACUAAGAAAAGUGAAUCGAGAUACUGAGAAAGAUGUCAGUAAAGGAUCCACUAAUGAGCUGGAGAGAAGCAUUAAGGCAGUCAUCCAGAGAAUUAAGAAAGUGUCUGCUGAUUCUGAAGAAGAGGAGAACAAUGAUCAGAAUAAUGGAGAAUGGGACAGCUAACCAAUUCAGGCUAACAGGACUUACUGACUGGAACAAUGUGUCUCAUUUUGCAUGUUGUAGAAGACUGUCCCUGUCAA